AUGGGAGGAACUCUUGUCGCUCAGCACGCUAUCGAUCUCCCCGCGACCCCGCCGGUCGCCGGCCACCCGGUCCCCGCCGUCGUGAAGCCCGACACGCCGCCGAGCUCGCGCCCGACGUCGCCAGAGGAGGCGGCUGCUGCGGCUGAUGCAGCUGCGGCUGCCGCCACCGACGAGGCCCCGCCCGCCCCCCACGCCACCGUCGAGCGCGGACACCGCAAGCCGACGCUCCACCCGCUCUUUAACGACGCCUCGCUCGACCUGCUUAUUCGUUGCGAGGGGGGUACCGAGCCCACUGGCUUCAUGGUGCGCCGUGGCAUGCUCGAGGCGAUCUGCCCCCGCCUCCGCACCCUCCUCGCACCGUGCCCCCCGGGCUCGUACACCGUCACGACGGACGACAAGCCGGCCGCGUUCGCGUCCUUCCUCACGCUGUGCCGUCUCGGUCCUCCCGGCGCGCGGGCCAAGACGCCGUUCCUGGCGUUCAACACGCUCGGGCGCAAGAAGGAGGCCGACGCGACGCCGCAGCUCGACGAGCUGCACUCCGUCCUGCCGCUACUGGAGAAGUACGGCGCGGUGGACUGGGUGCGCGGCCUGCUCGCCGACGACGUCGUGGCGCUCGUGCCGCAUCUGCUUGCCGGCGAGAUGAACCAGGCCAAGACGACCAAGCUGCUGCAGCUGGCGCACGGCACGCGCUCGCAGGAUAUCUGGCACGCGGCGAUUGCCAACUUCCAGAAAUGGCCCUGGGUCAACCCUUGGAAGAUUAGCGAGGCGGAGCGCACCCAGCUCGGUAACAGCGUCUACGAUAUCCUCGUGGGCGUGUGGUGCAACUCUGAGCGCUUUGACGAGGACGGCCUGGUCCGCACACGUAUCUUCUACCAGGGCGACAGGCCGCCCAAGCUCUACCGCGUCGCCACGCUCCCGCUCAUGAUUAACAGGCGCAAGCCGGCGGUGGCUUAG
Vanrija pseudolonga is the source of this 954-nucleotide messenger RNA. RefSeq lists its product as uncharacterized. The record is from RefSeq and is a predicted model, not a curated record. Lineage: Eukaryota; Fungi; Basidiomycota; Tremellomycetes; Trichosporonales; Trichosporonaceae. Bases 1 to 954 code for a protein of 317 amino acids. The transcript is spliced from 2 exons.